AUGGAGUUACCCGUUCUGCUUCUCACUAACGGUGUACUGCUACCGAAUGCCAAAUUGAAAGUGCCCAUAAAGAGUCGGACGAAUCUGGCAACAUUGGAUCGUUUCGUAGUGAACAAAGGUGUUCUGGGAAAAUCACUGAUGUUAGUCGCAUAUCGGAUAGAGAAGGAGAAGAAAGUCUUCGAGACGGGUACGGUGGCGUUGGUUGAGCAGGUGGUAUGCUGGAGUUACAAUAACUUUGUACAGUACACAAUUCACCUGGUAGGAGUGUCCAGGGCUAAAAUUGAAAAGUUUGCCAUUCCAGUCAGCACCGUUCAACAGCUCUACGCCAUCGAGGGUAUGUAG
This is a messenger RNA of Haemonchus placei, 342 nucleotides long. The record is from the annotation of a GenBank genome assembly. Lineage: Eukaryota; Metazoa; Nematoda; Chromadorea; Rhabditida; Trichostrongylidae.